AUGGGCCUGAAACGAACACGCCGCUUCAUUGUCGUCGAGGCUUUGGAGAUCAAUUACGUCCGUUGCGCUGUUGUGCCUCUGCCACACCACACACCUCAAAAGCCUCUUUCUUUCUCGAGGCUCUUCGGGAGGCGAUCCUCUGUAGUGGAAAUGCCAAGAGACAGCACGGUCAUCCAGAUCAUGGCAAACAAGAUGAGAAAUGGUCGAAAUACAAGAUACAGAGAUAUUGUGAUGCGUGAGGAUUCGAAUCUAGUGGACCGACACUUGGUUUCGAAGGAGAUCGCAAGGAAGUUGCUAGAGGACGGCGAGCCGGAAAGUAUCGAACCGGAAAGCGUGUCUUUGAGCGAUGGCAAGACGUACCAGUGCGUGGCCAAAUUUGAAGCUCGAUGGUGGGACAAAGAGAACGCAAUCACAGCUGGGGUGACUCUAUACGUUACUGAGGGCAUCAAAGACGUAGUGUUCUUCCCCAAAAACCAGAGGCUUCGGACCAGCGGCAGCACUCUAGCGCCAAUUGAGAGUAGGCCCAGGACAUCGGAAGAGAAGAGAGAAGAUGCCAAACGUGAUGAGGAAGCCAAGAGGACAACCCAGGUCACAGUCUCAGAGAAUCGAGCAAAAAAGAAGGAGGCUUUGAAAAAAGCUGCCAAUGAGACACGAGGGGCCUCGAUUGCGGGAUAA
This is a messenger RNA of Fonsecaea multimorphosa CBS 102226, 675 nucleotides long. RefSeq lists its product as uncharacterized. Bases 1 to 675 code for a protein of 224 amino acids. The transcript has 3 exons. The record is from RefSeq and is a predicted model, not a curated record. Lineage: Eukaryota; Fungi; Ascomycota; Eurotiomycetes; Chaetothyriales; Herpotrichiellaceae.